Notodromas monacha is the source of this 1361-nucleotide messenger RNA. The record is from the annotation of a GenBank genome assembly. Lineage: Eukaryota; Metazoa; Arthropoda; Ostracoda; Podocopida; Cyprididae.
GUCAUUGCUCGAACAUUGUGCAGGUUGAUUGGUGUUGACUUCAUUCUACGUAAAGCGUUGUUCCGACCUCGCUGUUUGUGGACUCCGUUAAUCUACCAUGGCGCAGAACAAAAUGAAUGACUUCGUCAACCGAUUCGGAAAGACGCCGAGAGGGCUUGGUGUGGGUGUCAAGUUGCUCGCCACAGCCGGUGCUGCCGUGUACGGAAUUUCCCAAUCAAUCUUUACAGUUGAUGGUGGGCAUCGAGCUGUUAUGUUCAAUCGAAUUGGUGGUGUAUCGGACCUAACAUUUUCUGAAGGUCUUCAUUUUCGUAUCCCAUGGUUCCAGUAUCCUAUUAUUUACGACAUUCGGUCGAAGCCAAGGAAGAUAUCUUCUCCCACCGGUAGUAAAGACUUGCAGGUUGUGAACAUUUCUCUUCGGGUUCUGUCUCGUCCGGAUGCGAACGAACUGCCGAAAAUUUACAAAACCCUUGGCUUGGAUUAUGACGAACGAGUUCUUCCAUCGAUUUGUAACGAAGUAUUGAAAAGCGUUGUGGCUAAAUUCAAUGCAUCUCAGCUGAUCACGCAGCGUGCCCAAGUCUCGCUUUUGGUCAGGAAAGAACUUAUCGAUCGUGCUCGUGAUUUCAAUCUUAUCUUGGACGAUGUAUCCAUCACGGAACUUAGCUUCGGUAAGGAGUAUGCCGCCGCUGUUGAAGCUAAACAGGUUGCGCAACAAGAAGCCCAACGUGCGAGCUUCUUUGUGGAGCGUGCUAAGCAGGAGAAGCAGCAGAAAAUCGUGGCCGCGUCCCAGAACAAGGUUUACCUGAAUGCGAACACGCUAAUGCUGAACAUCAACGAGGCGGACUUCGAUAAUGCAUCCGACAAACUGGCAUCGGUAGGAGCGUGAUAUUUACAAAAACCGGUCGAAACAACUUACGCGGAUGAGAUCAUGCCGAUGGUGUCGUUUUUGUUGAAGUAGAAAUGUGGAAUAAGGAAAUCAGAGUAGCUAGGUUUCCUAUUGUUUGAACUUUCUCCGGGAUCUGCUCGUGUCUUGCUCUGUGAUCCGAAAUUUUUUUUCUGGUGCGAGAAUCGUGUUUUGGUUUUACGCCUGUGAGAGCCAGAUGGUUCUUUCUGAAAACCGACGUCGAUUUUCCGAUUUCUCGCUUUAAAGACAUCGGUAAGCGUUUAUUUUGCCUUUUCCCACAGGCAUUUUACGCGGCGUUCGGCGGUGAAGAGAACCUCAAGGGUUUCGUGUGAAUCGUUAGUGGACUGGUACAGAUUUUAUCCGCCGGUAUUCAUCUGUUCGAAAAAUUCUCUUGAAUGGGAUUCGCGUUGGUUUUCCUGUUACGGGCAAUUGAAUAAAAUUCGCGUGUUCCGAUUGGAUA